Messenger RNA from Beta vulgaris subsp. vulgaris (sugar beet), 1812 nucleotides. Its product is annotated as cysteine proteinase mucunain. The transcript is spliced from 5 exons. The record is from RefSeq and is a predicted model, not a curated record. Gene Ontology annotation, cellular component: lysosome. Gene Ontology annotation, molecular function: cysteine-type endopeptidase activity. NCBI's taxonomy places the organism in Eukaryota, Viridiplantae, Streptophyta, Magnoliopsida, Caryophyllales, Amaranthaceae. Bases 77 to 1468 code for a protein of 463 amino acids.
UAUUUUUCAAAACACAGCCCACAUCUCUAGCACAGUUACUCUACUCUCAUAUCAACAAUCUUCUAAAAGAACAAAAAUGGCAUCCUCUCCUACAAUAAUCUUCUGCCUAUUAUCUAUACUUUUAGUAAUCUCAUCAGCUUUAGCUAUGUCCAAAAUUUCAUACAAAUCUUCUUCUAAUGAGCCAAACAGUCGAACCGAUGCAGAGGUGAUAGCUCUGUACGAGUCAUGGCUGAUGAAACACGGUAAGAACUAUAACGCCCUUGGUGAAAAGGAGCGACGGUUGGAAGUAUUUAAAGAUAAUCUUUGGUUCAUUGACCAACAUAACUCUGAUCAAAAUCAGACGUUUAAGCUGGGUUUGAACCAGUUUGCUGAUUUAACCAACGAGGAGUUUCGGUCUAAGUACUUGGGCACUCGGAGGAGGGAUCGCAACCGUCGGUUAGCUCGGUCGAAGAGCGAUCGUUAUGGAUUCAAGGAGGGUGAUAGCUUGCCGCCGAGUAUUGAUUGGCGGGAGAAAGGGGCUGUCGUUCCUGUUAAAGAUCAAGGAAGCUGUGGUAGCUGUUGGGCAUUUUCAACCAUAGCUGCUGUUGAAGGGGUAAACCAGAUAGUGACAGGAGAUUUGAUCUCAUUAUCCGAGCAGGAACUUGUAGAUUGUGAUACUUCCUACAAUGAAGGAUGCAAUGGCGGUCUUAUGGACUAUGCCUAUGAAUUCAUCAUAAAAAAUGGUGGUAUUGAUACUGAGGAAGAUUACCCCUACAAGGCUAGAGAUGGAAGAUGUGAUACAUAUAAGAAAAAUGCAAAGGUGGUCACUAUUGAUGACUACGAGGAUGUCCCGUUGAAUGAUGAAAAGUCAUUACAAAAGGCUGUGGCAAAUCAACCAGUAAGUGUUGCCAUUGAAGGCGGUGGUAGAGACUUCCAAUUGUACGACUCGGGUGUAUUCACUGGAAGUUGUGGAACAGCAUUGGACCAUGGUGUUACAGCUGUAGGGUAUGGGGAGGAAGAUGGGAUGGAAUAUUGGAUCGUCAAGAAUUCAUGGGGUGAAAGCUGGGGAGAGAAGGGAUACAUUAGAAUGGAGCGGAACACCAAGUAUACAGGGUUGUGUGGGAUCGCAAUGGAAGCCUCUUAUCCAAUCAAGGAUGGUAUGAACCCACCAAACCCGGGUCCUUCCCCUCCUUCUCCAGUCCAGCCUCCGAGUGUGUGCGAUAGCUACUACUCAUGUCCUGAAGGCGACACUUGCUGCUGCAUCUAUGAAUAUGCUAAUUACUGCUUCUCAUGGGGUUGCUGUCCUCUUGAAGCCGCGAGUUGCUGUGAAGACCAUUACAGUUGUUGUCCCCAUGAUUACCCAAUUUGCAAUGUCUAUGAGGGUACUUGUCAGAUGAGCAAGAACAGCCCACUAGCAGUGCCGGCAUUCAAGCGCACACCAGCAAAACCUCACUGGGCGUUCAGUGGCAUUGGGAAGAGCAGUUCUUAAGCUCAUGUUCUAAUGACUGGGCAAUGAAAUAUGAUUGAUCAUGUGAAAUUUGCUAAAGGCGCGAUGCUCUGCUUUGUUGAUGAACAGCUGCUAAGUUCCUAUAAAACAUAAAACUUGCAAGUAUCCCACUGCUGUAACAUUGGUAUCAUAUGUAUUAUGUCAAAAAUUAAUGAUGUCAAUAGCUUGGUAAUGUAAAUAUAUUGGAUAGUAUUGUAGCACAAAGGGCAGAGAUCAAAUCAGACUACUUGUUAUAGUGUCCUAUAGAUGGUUAAAUGCUUUUCAUUCCUGUAAAUCACCUGAAAAUUUGAAGUUGCAUAAAGAGAAUAUAUUAAUUACUUCUGUAA